Messenger RNA from Camellia sinensis, 728 nucleotides. RefSeq lists its product as uncharacterized. Gene Ontology annotation, molecular function: acyltransferase activity, transferring groups other than amino-acyl groups. Lineage: Eukaryota; Viridiplantae; Streptophyta; Magnoliopsida; Ericales; Theaceae. The record is from RefSeq and is a predicted model, not a curated record.
ACUAAUAAUUGCUUGGUACCUCAUAGACCUCCUUUCUCAUCUUUUCUUUCCAUGGAGAGAGUAUCCUCCAAACCAGAUGGUGAUGAUCAUGACGAAUUCUCUGAGAUCACCCGGAGGCCGUUCGAUCUAUCCGACACCGAUGAUAUCAUGGUGUGGGCUACAGACAACAAAGUGAGUCAGUUUUGCACUUGGAACACCUACACAUCCAGAGAACAAGCCAUAGACUUCAUAGAAAACAUAGCAAUUCCGCAUCCAUGGUUGAGAGCUAUAUGCCUUAAAAACAGGGCGAUUGGGUCUGUUUCAGUGAUGCCGAGCUCAGGUAUUGGGGCAAGCAGAGGUGAGAUUGGGUAUGCUUUGGCAUCAGAGUAUUGGGGCAGAGGAAUUGUGACAAGGGCAGUGAAAAUGGUGGUUUCAAGUGUGUUUAGUGAGUGGCCACAUUUGGAGAGACUUGAAGGUUUGGUUUAUGUUGACAACUUGGGGUCCCAAAGGGUGCUUGAGAAGGCUGGGUUUCAAAAGGAGGGUGUGCUAAGGAAAUAUGUCACUGUUAAGGGGAGGUCUAGAGAUAUUGUGAUCUUCAGUCUUCUCUCCUCAGAUCUCAUUAGUUGAUUAAUUUCAAUAAUGAUAGGUACAAAAAAAUAUGCACAAAAUAUAUAUUGUGUGAUUGAUGUUUAUUGACCCAUGUCUUGCGCAAUAUAAAUUUUAGAAACACAACGUAUUUUCUAUGUAUA